GAAUAGAAUUACAUAGGUUCGUAACGAAACACUGCCUGAAUGAAAGAUUAUUUCUCAAUCUCUGUGGAGUGGUAUUAGACCAAAAGAAUUAAAAUGUCUGAGAGUUUUCUAAUGAAGGAAAUGAUGGAAAUCAAGGAAAGGGAAAAUCAAAUAGUUAGACGAGAAAUUGAACUUGUUGCUAUGUGUCAAAACGAAAUCGCAGCUAUAGAAAUGCAUGAUAAAUUAAUGAAUUAUGGUUAUCAAAAACAGUUGGAUAGUUUGAAAAAAUCACAUCAAGAGCUAAUGAAAAUAAUUAAUGAAAAAAGAAAAGCUUCAGAUAGAGAAGAUGAGAAACUGUUGGAGAAGUAUGACAACGAAUUAAGACAAAUGCAGAAGGCCGUAAAAGAAUUUCAUAAAAAACAAUCCAGAAUGUGUGUGAUAUCUUGA
Messenger RNA from Dimorphilus gyrociliatus, 426 nucleotides. The record is from the annotation of a GenBank genome assembly. NCBI's taxonomy places the organism in Eukaryota, Metazoa, Annelida, Polychaeta, Dinophilidae.